AUGAUUUUAUAUGCUUUAAUUUUAAGAAGCCGGGACAUCCUACCACUGACGUCCACAACCAAUUACCACUGUAGUAAUGGCGAGAGCGCCAUUGACUUGAAACUAAUUAACAAGAUCGUAAAGAGUGUUCUAAAAAAAACUGAUUUACCCAAAAAUAAAUGUUUCCUUCGCACCAACGACAAAACCUACUACUUUUUACCAUGUUUAAAUAUAAUUUGCAUGGCAAUGUGCAUUCCAUCAUAUCCUCAAGUCUUAGCCUACAGCUUUUUAGAAGAACUAGCUGGAGAGUUUACAAAAAAAUAUGACCGUUUUAAAGUAGAACAAGCUUUGAGACCCUACAAUCUUAUUGAAUUUGAUACCACUAUACAUCCUAUUCAACAAAUGUAUAAUAAACCACAACAACUGACAUCCAGGAUAAAUUUAGCUGAAAUUACUCGUGAUAUCACAUUAGAUCCACCUCAAGAAGUAUUUAUUGUUGAAGAAAAUAAUGUUCAUACACCACAAGUUAUUCCUCCGACUGUUCGAGUUGGACCACUGCCUACUUUAGAACCUUUGUCUUUCAUUGACAAAACAUCUUUAAUUUUUACUAUAUGUUUAAUUGUUCAUAGUAUUGUCAUAGUAAUGGAUACAUGGAGGAGUUGGACAACUGAGGAAGAUGAAUCAUUGGAUACUGGUUGGCUUCACUUUUGUAGUAUUCUCUUCCGAUUAGCUCAGAUGUAUGUCCUUACGCACAAGCAAAUGUAUAGAUGGAAGAAAGGAUGGACACUGUUCUUAGUGCUAUUAGUUGUAGAUUGGUUUCUGUAUUUCAACGAUGAUCUAUGGCAAGUGAUUUUAGUUUAUGUCAUUACUACACUGACACAUACAUGCAUACUUAGACGGAAAAUUGCCAUUAAGUUACCACAAUAUCAGAUUUAA
Molecule: messenger RNA, 915 nt
Organism: Macrosiphum euphorbiae (potato aphid)
Lineage: Eukaryota; Metazoa; Arthropoda; Insecta; Hemiptera; Aphididae
Source: the annotation of a GenBank genome assembly